AGGUACAUACCCACAUACGUCGUCUACGUUUGCUAAUUUCACACUGCUUCCGUAUACCGUAACGCCGUGCCCACGCUGAGAGCGCCUUUCGACGAGGUGUAUUCGAUGGCUACGUAUUACCUCGGACGAACGCCGUUGUCCAUGUAAUUAACGGCAAGCUGAUGGACUGGCAGCAUGUCCGACUAGCCUCUGCGAACCUGCUCCUGCAUCUCUCGGACUUCGACGACUUUGGCUUCCUCUUCGCUGUUAGCCGGACGAGGCGCCCAGCCGGGUGCGUCAUUGUCGAGCUCAGCAUCCACGACGUAGCUUGGCGAUCUGCGAGGUGGUUUCAUCAAGACUUCGAUGCGUGUCUCCUCGUGAUGGUCCCGGAGCUCGCCUCUCGAGUCGGGUCCAAAAAGUAUCUCCAGUUCUCUGGGGUGUCCUUGCCAGUGACUACUUAGCGGCGAAGAGGCUUCCUACACUAU
Molecule: messenger RNA, 464 nt
Organism: Baudoinia panamericana UAMH 10762
Lineage: Eukaryota; Fungi; Ascomycota; Dothideomycetes; Mycosphaerellales; Teratosphaeriaceae
Exons: 2
Coding region: 162-440 (92 amino acids)
Source: RefSeq, a predicted model, not a curated record